Molecule: messenger RNA, 1370 nt
Organism: Stereum hirsutum FP-91666 SS1
Lineage: Eukaryota; Fungi; Basidiomycota; Agaricomycetes; Russulales; Stereaceae
Exons: 2
Coding region: 89-466 (125 amino acids)
Source: RefSeq, a predicted model, not a curated record
CCCUCUUCGUCUCGGUGGUCUCUGCGGUCGCUGCGAUUCACGACCCUUUGCCAGCCUCUCUGCCUGCCAUGUUACUGUUCACAACGUUAUGAGGCUUUUUUUCACGAACAAUACGUACCGCGGUACAGGAUCACUUCGGGCAGGCGGUCUCGAGUCGAGUGAGGAGGCGGAGUGUAGGCUUCGCCAUCUGAUACUCUUCGUGCCUUACGGCGCGGCGAGAGCCAGCACCCGACUAGGCAAAUGUGUCUUCCAACUUCGAACGGAUAUCCUUCACCUCGUCGGCUUUGGACCUUCUCAUAUUGGCGCCACUCCCCUCUGCUCAUCACUCUUAAUUUUUUGGCGUGCCUGCAUAUUCUCUUGUCACCUGGACUCCCUCUUCUACUCGUAUUCAUCGUACCGAUAUGACGAUCAUCGACACUAUCUACGCCCCAUAUGCUUGCCUACCUUGCCCUACAUGCGUACAUGAUUAUAUGUCACGAUCCGUCGCACACAGUUAUCGGACGAAUUCGCUAUAUCGAGACCUAGUCGAUGUGUUUGUGUCGGGAGGCUCCACUCAAGGUCCUUUAUACGAGGAUGGUCUCGCUUUGCGAUGACUGUUUAUCGGUGAAGUCCUGCGUGCUUCGGCAUGCCGUGGAGUCCUCUCAUACGACAUGGAUUCUGCACAAGAAGCGAAGUUCUGUCUGGCUGACUCCAUUGGGUUCUUCAUACGAGGGCGGUCACCGCUCCGCGGUUGGUCGCCUAUCGGUGAUGCCUUGCGUGCUUCGGCACGCCAUGGAGCUCUUGCUGGUCGGAAUGAAACUAGAAACGAUAGUCCAGACGUUGACCCUUCACUGAAGAUUUAUUGGCAUAGAAACCCCCGUUUCACUGGCACACGCCUCGUCCAUACCAGGACCGUCCACACCAGGACCUCGAGCACGCAUACGCAUACCCGCUAGCUGCUUCGAACGCGCCCCGUCGCACACCCGCAAGGGAACCCCACAGAGGGAAAGCCUAUACACAGAGCUAUUACGGACAUCGUGUCCAUGCUGCACAACGCACGCACAAACUGCAUAUAUAACAUAUCACAUAGUCAUAACAGACAUAGGCAGAAAUUGAUCCGCCCAUACCCCUUUCUUCUUUCGGCAUUCCUGGUUCGUGCCCAUCGUCGUUUGCGAUAGCGAUCUGCAACGACGGCUGGGUUCGUUCCGGCGGUGUCUCCGUUUCUGCAAGCCCGCAGUCGACGCUUGCGUUUGCUUUGGGCUUGCGCGGCUCUGGUCGGAGAGCGGUGGUCUUCGUGAUCGCUGUUCUUCGGCUGGAUGGCGAACGGGUUGAGUUGUCGUCCUUGUUGACACGAUUCCUCGUUCGUAUUCCGCACAAUUUUUGGAAACCCC